Messenger RNA from Onychostruthus taczanowskii (white-rumped snowfinch), 3443 nucleotides. RefSeq names its product mediator complex subunit 24 (gene MED24). NCBI's taxonomy places the organism in Eukaryota, Metazoa, Chordata, Aves, Passeriformes, Passeridae. Bases 276 to 3236 code for a protein of 986 amino acids. Gene Ontology annotation, molecular function: transcription coregulator activity. Gene Ontology annotation, cellular component: mediator complex. The record is from RefSeq and is a predicted model, not a curated record. The transcript is spliced from 25 exons.
UGCCGCAAUGGCGGUGCCCAGGCGCUGAGGGCGGCGCCGGGCCGCGGUGAGGGGCGGCGGGACCCGGCGAGACCCGCGGCCACCGAACCUCCGGGGCUCCGGGGGGGCUCCGGGGCGGCUCCGAGCUGCCCCAGGCCCGGGGAGCGGGCAGACACCCAGCUGCUGCUCUCCAAAGCGCUGGGCCGCUUCCCCGCUGUCGCCGGCCUGCUCUGCCCUGCCCGGCCGGGUCAGGGCUCCGUCGCCCUCGCCUUGAGCUGUCCGUCCGCAGGGUGACCAUGAAGGUGGUGAACCUGAAGCAGGCCAUCCUGCAGGCCUGGAAGGAGCGCUGGAGCGACUAUCAAUGGGCCAUAAACAUGAAGCGGUUCUUCCCCCGCGGAGCCACCUGGGACAUCCUCAACUUGGCAGAGGCUCUCCUGGAGCAGGCCAUGAUUGGGCCAUCCCCAAACCCACUCAUCUUGUCCUACCUGAAAUACGCCAUCAGCUCCCAGAUGGUGUCUUAUUCCACGGUGCUGAUGGCCAUCAGCAAGUUCGAUGACUUCUCCCGGGACUUGUGUGUCCAGUCGCUCUUGGAGAUCAUGGACAUGUUCUGUGACCGCCUCAGCUGCCACGGCAAGGCCGAGGAGUGCAUCAGCCUGUGCCGGGCGCUGCUGAGUGCCCUCACCUGGCUGCUGCGCUGCGCCACCUUCUACGCCGAGAAGGUGAAGGAGCCGCUGGAGCAGGCGGCGGCGGAGAACCAGCUGAAGAUGUGCCUGGAGAGGUUGGAGAAGGUGCUCAGCAGCACCAAGAACCGUGCCCUGAUCCACAUUGCCAAGCUGGAGGAGACAUCCUCCUGGAGCACUGUGGAGCAGUCCCUCGUCAAGCUGGGAGAGAACCUGAACAACCUUGGCAGCACCCCGCUGCGGAGCCAGGCUGAUGACUGUGUGUCCCUCAUCAAAAGCAUCCCCACCAUGCUCUCAGUCCACUCAGAGCAGCUGAACAAGACAGGCUUCCCCACCGUGCACGCCGUGGUGCUGCUGGAGGGCACCAUGAACCUCACAGGGGAGACCCAGCCACUAGUGGAGCAGCUGAUGAUGGUGAAGAGGAUGCAGCGCAUCCCCUCCCCUCUCUUCGUGCUGGAGAUCUGGAAGGCCUGUUUCGUGGGCCUCAUCGAGUGUCCUGAGGGCACAGAGGAGCUCAAGUGGACAGCUUUCACCUUCCUGAAGAUGCCCCAAGUGCUGGUUAAACUCAAGAAAUACCCCCAAGGGGAUAAGGAUUUCACUGAGGAUGUGAACUGUGCCUUCGAGUUCCUGCUGAAGCUGACCCCUCUGCUGGACAAAGCCGACCAGCGCUGCAACUGUAACUGCAUGAGCCUGCUCCUGCAGGAGUGCAGCAAGCAGGGGCUGCUCUCCGAGGCCAACAUGAACAACCUCAUCGACAAACGGGCUGCAGACAAGGAAAACUCUCCAUCCCUGAAAUCAGCUGAGAACGCCAACAUCCAGCCAAACCCUGGGCUCAUCCUGAGGGCUGAGCCCACUGUCACCAACAUCCUGAAGACCAUGGAUGCAGAUCACUCCAAGUCCCCUGAGGGCCUUCUGGGGGUCCUGGGUCACAUGCUGUCUGGGAAGAGCCUGGACUUGCUGCUGGCAGCAGCAGCAGCCACUGGGAAGCUGAAAUCCUUCGCUCGGAAGUUUGUCAAGCUGAACGAAUUCACCAAGCAAAUCACGGGGGAAAUCUCCAAGAGUGGCCCAGUCCGGGCUCUGCUCUUUGACAUCUCCUUCCUCAUGCUGUGCCAUGUGGCCCAGACCUAUGGCUCAGAGGUGAUCCUGUCAGAUUCCAACCCUCCAGGCGAGGUGCCCUUCUUUGAGACCUGGAUGCUGACCUGCAUGCCCGAGGAGGGGAAGAUCCUCAACCCUGACCACCCCUGCUUCCGCCCAGAUUCCACCAAGGUGGAGUCCCUGGUUGCCCUUCUCAACAACUCCUCUGAGAUGAAGCUGGUGCAGAUGAAGUGGCAUGAGGUGUGUCUGAGCAUCUCAGCUGCCAUACUGGAGAUCCUCAAUGCCUGGGAGAAUGGAGUCCUCACCUUUGAGUCGAUCCAGAAAAUCACAGAGAACAUCAAGGGGAAGGUGUGCAGCAUGGCAGUGUGUGCCGUGGCCUGGCUGGUGGCCCACGUCCGCAUGCUGGGCCUGGAUGAGCGGGAGAAGUCCCUGCAGAUGAUCCGGCAGCUCGCCACCCCCCUGUACGGAGAGAACACGCUGCAGUUCUACAACGAGCGUGUGGUGAUCAUGAGCUCCAUCCUGGAGCACAUGUGCGCGGACGUCCUGCAGCAAACGGCCACACAGAUCAAAUUCCCCUCCACUGGCAUGGACACCAUUCCCUACUGGAAUCUUCUGCCCCCCAAGAAGCCCAUCAAGGAGGUGCUGACCAGCGUGUUCACCAAGGUGCUGGAGAAGGGCUGGGUCGACAGCCGCUCCAUCCACAUCUUCGACACCCUGCUGCACAUGGGGGGUGUGUACUGGUUCUGCAACAACCUGGUCAAGGAGCUGCUGAAGGAGACACGGAAGGAGCACACGCUGAGGGCUGUGGAGCUGCUCUAUGCCAUCUUUUGCCUGGACAUGCACCAGCUGACACUGACACUGCUGGGCCACAUCCUGCCCAACCUGCUGACAGACUCCUCCAAGUGGCACACCCUCAUGGACCCCCCUGGGAAGGCCCUGGCCAAGCUCUCUGUUUGGUGUGCCCUGAGCUCCUACUCCUCCCACAGCAAGGUCCAGGCCUCGGCCCGGCAGAAGAAGAGGCACCGGGAGGACAUCGAGGAUUACAUCAGCCUGUUCCCACUGGAUGACACACAGCCCUCCAAGCUCAUGCGGCUGCUGAGCUCCAACGAGGAGGAUUCCAACAUCCUCUCCAGCCCCAAUCGCUCCAUGAGCAGCUCACUCUCUGCCUCCCAGCUCCACACCGUCAGCAUGAGGGACCCUCUGAACCGGGUGCUGGCAAACCUCUUCCUGCUCAUCUCUUCCAUCCUGGGGGCCAAGACAGCUGGCACCCACACGCAGUUUGUCCAGUGGUUCAUGGAGGAGUGUGUGGAGUGCCUGGAGCAGGGCAGCCGUGGGAGCAUCCUCCAGUUCAUGCCGUUCACCAUGGUUUCUGAGCUGGUGAAGGUGUCCACCAUGUCCAGUCCCAAAAUUGUCCUGGCCAUCACUGACCUCAGCCUGCCCCUGGGUCGCCGUGUCGCCGCCAAGGCCAUUGCUGCUCUGUGACCAGGGCUGCUCCAGCCAGGGGGGAUCCCUGAGGAGCCCAGGGAUGUCCCUGCUGGUCUGGGUGGCUGGCAUGGCCCCUGUCACUGCAGCUGCUGGAGGGCUGCUCCCUCAGCACACGGAGCCAUCUCCUUGCUCUGCCUCAUGGCACUUUUGAGACUGAGACACCCCCUAAUUUUUUGUAUUCUAUAAAUCAAUCCUUUUGUACAA